AUGAAGGUGCUACCUGCCUCUGGCCUCGCUGUCCUUGUCACAGCUUUAAAGUUUGCCACUGCAGGCCCCAACCUACUGGCAGCCACCCCUAGGACCUUCAGGAGCAACUACCACCUCGCACAGGCCUAUCUUGACAAGUAUUACACAAAGAAAGGAGGCCCCCAGGCUGGCGAGUUGGUGGCAAGAGAAAGCAACCCCAUGGUCAGGAGGAUUAAGGAGCUACAAAUGUUUUUUGGCCUCAAAGUCACUGGGAAGUUGGACCAGAAUACAAUGAGUGUGAUCAAGAAGCCUCGCUGUGGAGUUCCUGAUGUGGCUAACUACCGCCUCUUCCCAGGCGAACCCAAGUGGAAAAAAAACAUUUUGACAUACAGAGUCUCUAAGUACACACCCUCCAUGAGUCCCCCUGAAGUGGACAAGGCUAUACAGAUGGCCCUGCAUGCAUGGAGUACGGCUGUCCCGCUGAACUUCGUUAGAAUAAACUCUGGGGAAGCAGAUAUCAUGAUAUCUUUCGAAACCGGAGAUCAUGGGGAUUCCUACCCAUUUGAUGGGCCUCGAGGGACUCUGGCCCAUGCAUUUGCACCUGGAGAAGGCCUGGGAGGAGACACACAUUUCGACAAUGCUGAGAAGUGGACUAUGGGAACGAAUGGAUUCAAUUUAUUCACCGUUGCUGCUCAUGAAUUUGGCCAUGCUCUGGGCCUGGGCCAUUCCACAGACCCGUCGGCGCUGAUGUACCCAACUUACAAGUACCAGAACCCCUAUAGGUUCCAUCUCCCCAAGGAUGAUGUGAAAGGGAUCCAAGCAUUAUACGGACCCCGGAAAACAUUCCCAGGAAAACCCACCAUGCCCCAUAUCCCACCUCACAAGCCAUCCAUCCCUGACCUCUGUGACUCCAGCUCAUCCUUUGAUGCGGUGACAAUGUUGGGAAAAGAGCUUCUAUUCUUCAAGGAUAGGAUUUUCUGGAGAAGGCAGGUGCACUUGGCAGCAGGGAUCCGGCCCAGCACCAUCACCAGCUCCUUCCCCCAGCUUAUGUCCAAUGUGGAUGCGGCUUACGAAGUGGCUGAACGAGGCAUUGCUUUCUUCUUCAAAGGUCCUCACUACUGGGUCACUCGAGGAUUCCAGAUGCAAGGUCCUCCUCGGACAAUUUAUGACUUUGGGUUCCCAAGGCACGUACAACGAAUAGACGCUGCCGUCUACCUCAAGGAGCCUCAGAAGACCCUGUUCUUUGUGGGAGAGGAGUACUACAGCUAUGAUGAAAGAAAAAAGAAAAUGGAAAAGGACUACCCAAAAACCACUGAAGAAGAAUUUUCAGGAGUGAGUGGCCAUAUAGAUGCUGCCGUGGAACUGAAUGGCUACAUUUACUUCUUCUCGGGACCGAAAACAUUUAAGUAUGAUACAGAGAAGGAAGACGUGGUUAGUGUGGUAAAAUCCAGCUCCUGGGUUGGUUGCUGAAUCAUCAGGUCUAGUCUCUCCACAGGGAUGAAGAUCGUUGUGAGCAAGUGAUGACUGAACAUUCCAGACUAAGUGGUGUGUCAGAGACAGUCUUCUCCAGCCUUCAGUCAUGAGGGUGAUUGAAGCUUCCUUGAAAAUAACAACAAUUCUAUUGUUUUUCCUAAUAUUUGUUCACAAUUUUAAUCUAAAUGUGAAGCCACCUUUAUUCAGAAUCACAUAUUAUACCCUUUAGUUAAGUAUUCAUCUUUUUCUUACCUACUGUAGUAAAAAGACUAUGCACACACACACACACACACACACACACACACACAUGCACAUGCGCUGUAUAUAAAUAUUUCAUUAAGCAAGGUCAUCACCAUACAAAUUAUAAUUACUCUUUAAAAACAAUGUCCAUCAUUUACUGUGAUGGAUAUAAAUGUACUUAUUUGUGCUUUGAAGGUAUCAUAAACGAAAUGCACCUCCAGGUGUGUUCUUGGCUCUGGCUGUCCUCUGUGUCCCCACUGGCCUCUGAAGUGGGUUGGUAGACAAAUAUUCAAAUUAAUCUUCAUGCUCCCCAACAGUUGGACACUCUGCAACAGGGAACUUUUCUAACAAAACCCAAUAAAAAUGUUGUGUUAGAGGAGUUCCUCAUUUCUCUUUUCUGUUAAUAUUUACCAGCUUUUAUCAUGCUUUACUUGGCAACAAAUUCUGUGUACUUGUAGAAAAUGUAAAUGAUAGUAUCAUAAGUACAUAGAGCCAGGAAAAAUAACACCGCCUGAUCUAUUUCCUACUUCCUGGUAGCACCCCCAGUGGAGAUGUCUUUGAUCCACCUCAGUUUCUUCUAAACAGUUUUCUACUUAAGGAAAUUUAUUUUUUUGUUGUUGUUGUUUUACUUUCUACUUAAGGAAAUUUAUUUUUGUUGUUUUAGUUUGUUUUAAUUCAAGCUAAACCUUUUCUUCCCAGUUAUCAACACAGAAAGAGUAACUGUUAUUAGUCUUGUAGUUUUUAAAAAACUUUAGUAGUAUACUUCUAGAACCAGUCUAGAGAAACUCCACAACAUUUUAGUUCUAAAAUUGAAUAAUAGUUUUACUUCAUAGGUUACUUAGAAGAGCUACAGUUUAUGACACUUAUAACCUGUUAUUGUUAGCAAUGUUUAUUAAAUUUGCUUCAUAUACUCAUGAAAAGACUGACUGACACUCUGUUACCGCAAGUGUUCCAUUUGGCUUCUCUUUCUGAAAGUCACUGUGCAUACCCAACCAGACAUUGACUGCUGAAGUUGGUAUCUGGUAGCUUUGCUGUCUAAGCUCAAGGUGCCCGCCCUAUUGAGAAGCAAAGCCAUUUCACUUUUACUGCAGGCUGGAAAUGUCUUAGUAUCAAUAAGUAAAAGAAAACAAAAGCAAACAGGCUAGAGAGAUGGUUCAGAGGCUAAGACUGCUUGCUGCUCUUCCAAGGCCUGAGUUCAGUCUCCAGCACCCACAUGGACAAGGUACAACCAUCUGUUAACUCCGUUCCAGGUGGUCUGACCCUCUCUUGGGGCCUCCUUGGGCACCUGCAAAUACAUGUGCAUAUUGACACACAUGAAUAUAAAUGUAAAUAGUUUCAAAAGCAAGCAAAGAGCAAAGUGGUGUGGCGAGGCCUCACAAUGUGGAGCAGAAACCCAGCAACUGUGCUACUGUGUGUAUACCUUGAGAAGCUAAAGCAGAAAAGCUUGCACACCAGUGUUCACGGCAGCAUUAUUCACAAUGGCCAAAAGUGGAAAGAUGCCCACCACAUGAUGGAUGUGUGAAUAAAUGUGGUAGAUUCAGACAAUGAAAUGUGUAUUAAACCAAAAAAAAAAAAAUGAAGGGCUGAGACAUGCUAUAAUACGGAUAAAGUUUGAAAACUUCAUACUAAGUAAGAAGGUGGAUACAAAAGGUCAUAUGUUGUAUGAGUCUCUUUAUAUGAAAUGUUAAUGAUAGAAAAAUACGUAGAGACAGAAAGGAGAGUGUUUGUCAGAAGUUGUAGGGAGUAAGGCAGCUGGGGACGGAUAUAGCGUUUCUUUUCUGGGUGCUUGGAAAUGUUCUAGAACUGAUAGUAGUGAAGGUUGUACAAUUCUAUGAUGAUAGGAAAGCCACAGAAUUGUUCCUUUUAAAUGAGUGAAUUGUAUAUGCAUAAAUACAUAUAAAUAUCUUGAUAAAGUUCUUAUAAAACCAUGAAGAAGCAAGAAGAUCAAAAUGAUGUAGUAAGCCAUGAAAUUCCUGCGCUGUGGGAGCUGUGGCAAGAAGCAGAGAAAUGAGACGUCAGGCUGAAGGCAGUGACUACCGAGCAACCAGACGGACGCCUUCUCCGUGUUCAGCGCCGCCUGGGAGCUGAAGCCGGAAGCCGCGUCACUGUGCAGAGGGAUGCAGUGGAAACCAAUAAGGCGUGGCUCUGUGGACAGACUGGCUGCGUUCCGAGAACUUGUUCUCAACUAUGUGGUCUUCUUCAAAUUCUCACAUCUCUUCUUGGUUUCCUUCUCUGUACAACAAAUAAGAACAGCGCUUCACCUACUGGGAAUGCUCAGCAAUUUAAAGACAUGACUCAAAUUAUGCAAAGUUCAGAGAGUAGUUCUUUGUAGUCUUGAGGGGUUCACUAAUUAUUGUCCUCAAUAUGAUUAGCUAAUUUUGUUUUGAGAUAUUGUGGAGAAUUUGCAGACUUCCCUUGAGAUCUUACAAGAUCUGGUGACCUUAACAUCACAUGAAUUGAUAAUUAGUAACCUAGAAUUUUUCCUCUUUAAAUUUUAGAUUUUAAAUAAAAACUAGAAAAUGUACUGACUGUGGUUAAACCCCAUGGCCCAAAAAAAUAAUUCUCUCAAAUCGUUAUCAUGUCUUUGUUGAAUCAGGGGUGCA
Molecule: messenger RNA, 4295 nt
Organism: Apodemus sylvaticus (European woodmouse)
Lineage: Eukaryota; Metazoa; Chordata; Mammalia; Rodentia; Muridae
Gene: Mmp20
Product: matrix metallopeptidase 20
Exons: 10
Coding region: 1-1449 (482 amino acids)
Biological process (GO): proteolysis; collagen catabolic process; amelogenesis
Cellular component (GO): extracellular matrix
Molecular function (GO): metalloendopeptidase activity; zinc ion binding
Source: RefSeq, a predicted model, not a curated record